Messenger RNA from Cryptococcus wingfieldii CBS 7118, 6639 nucleotides. RefSeq lists its product as hypothetical. Bases 1 to 6639 code for a protein of 2212 amino acids. The transcript has 11 exons. The record is from RefSeq and is a predicted model, not a curated record. NCBI's taxonomy places the organism in Eukaryota, Fungi, Basidiomycota, Tremellomycetes, Tremellales, Cryptococcaceae.
AUGCUGCACCCGCCCCUCUCCUCCCCACCCCAAACUGCGGAGACGACCAUCUCAGCCUUCACAGCAUCGACAAUCUCUUCAAAACUCUCCUUCUCCAACACCGCUCUCACCACACCCGAUCUGGGAAGCCCUACAAAACAAAAGGCGACCCUGGAACCCCUCUUGCAGGUGGUUGAGCGACCCGAAGAAGAAUCGUCUCGCGCGGGCACGCCGAGUGAUGGAGGCAGUGUGAGAAGCGCCGGGUACGAUCAAAAGUCGCAAAGUAGCGAGACAAGAGGGCUCGGUAUCAGUGGAGGAAGAAAGGUAAAAGAUGUGGCGAGCAGAUUCGAGCAGAUGCGGUCAGGACAUACGCCAUCGCCAACACCACAUGAGCGACGCCCCUUGACCGGACCGAGACGUCUGCCAACAAGGCCGGCAUCGCCCCUUGUAACUCUUCCAGAGCCAUUCAAGAAGAAAGGGAUGUCUUCUCCAUUGCAUUCGAGCUCGCCUGUCAGACCUCCCAUACAUCGAAAGAACGAAUCAAAGAUGUCAAAGGAGAGUCCUUAUUCGGGCCAGCGCCGUACGCCUCUGUCGGUCCACACGGAGUCGAAUCGAAUGGAUUCUGUGUCUUCCAUGCCUGUGCCCUCUCCUCUAUCACCCGCAUCAACACUCCGGCCGCCUACGUAUCGUACUGACGACUCCGGGAUGGUGAGAGAGAAUGUCCACUUGGGUAGUAGGCGUAUGCCUUUGUCUAUCCAUACCGAACCGACUAGGGUGCUUUCAUCGUCUUCUAUGGCCACCACGCGACCGAUCGCAUCUACAACCACCUCACGGGCUACAGAAAACUUUCCCAUUGCACCCAGCAGGCGACUUCCUAUCCCUGCAUCAUUCUUAGACGCUCCACCCACUCGCAAUACUCCUGAUCAUGCGCCCAAAGAAACACCUACCAGACUCAAACGAGAACGUGGCUCGACAAAAAAAAUGAUUCAGAAAUGGGAAACGCAAACAACCAUCAGCCCUACGCAGGCAGAGAGUCUACAGAAUGCCCAGGGUCUGUUCACCCGAGACUAUCUCGACAAAAAGCCUCUUCCUUCGCCCUACCCAAACUCCCCCAUAAAUACUCCUCCGAGAGUACCACCGACGUUUACACCCUCGAAAUCAUUACGAGAUCCGCCACCUCCAUUAGCUGAUGGCCUCAGCACAUCCCCAAGCUGGCUCCGCACCCCAAUACGGUCCACCCAUAAACACGGCGACAGCUUAGCUGUAUCUCCCUCGCGGUCACAAUACUGUCUUUCUGAAAGUCCGACAGGAAAGAAGCAAAAGGUUUCGCCGUUGAGAGCAGUUUCAAACUUUUUGGGAAAGAAGAAGGGGAAAGGAAAGGAGAGGGAGACUCGGAGAGAUUACGGGGACAUAGGGGUAAUUAGUGAAGGUGAAGGGCGAUUCGGGCUUGUCCCACAGAGAGAUAGAAUGGGUUCUGCAGAGAUGAGGCGAUCGGCGGACUUUAAGCCCACGAUACGGUCAAAUCCUGUCAUCUGGCUCAUUGAGACUCCCUACAUGCCUAGCUCGCCAUGGGGCGACUGGCUCCCGUCUUGGGCUCACCUCACUUCCGACUCCCUCUCAGUGACCUACUGUCCAGUCUUCUCGACCCCUCGCAACGCCCAUUCUGGCACUGCCAGUCGAAUAUCCAACAACAAAUCUUCGACGAAGAGCGUACCAUUCUCUGCCAUCACCCCGCCUCCGCUCGACACACCAGCAGACAAAGUCCUCCAUGUCAUGAAUUGUCUGGAUAUCAAGUCGUUGAAAAAGGAUGAUUUGAAGGCGAGGGGGGUGCCGUUGGCGCCAGAUGGCAAUGGGGGAGAGGUGUUGGAGAUUGUCUGGGAAAAUGAAGUCAGGAGUUAUCUUGCUGUGGAAGGGGUGGAUGGGCGAAAUGCGUGGCUAGCUGCCAUUCGUGGUAUCAUUCCUCGUACUCCGAUUCUACCACCCAUAACACCUGCCGAAACACCCUUCGCAACCAUAUCCUCCCCACUCCGCCAAGCCAGCCUACCGAAAGUGCCGUCACAUCGCCCAUCAGUUGGGACACUACAUGGGGGCGAGACCGGGUUCGGAUCACUCCAACUAGUAGAGAACGAAUGGGUAGCUUCGCGGCCUCUAUCUGGACCAUUAUCCGGGUAUGGCAGCAGCGAACAUGGUUCGCCGAGGCGUCCUUUGCCUGUGCCUGGGCCGGUCAAAGAAGAUUCUCCACUGAGGAAUAGCAUCACGAGGAUGUUUAGUGAGCGCAAGUUUGAUACUCAAGAAAAGGAACAAGCGAAGCUCGAAGACGUGUUUGGUAUGGACGAGACGCCCAUGGACAUUCCAAAGCCGUUCUCCCACGAAAAGCAGCGCUCGUCUUCACAAUCCUCCGAGGUCUCACAACGUAUAAUCGACUGGCAGACUCCUGUCCAGACCGAACGCGAUCUCUCGGUAUUUGCUCGCAGUCGACUGCCACCCAUUCCCACAACCGAACCUUUCUACCCACACAUAGAUGAAGAGGACUCGGGGGAGCAUCUCGAUAUCCCGCCGUCGGAGACGAUGUUGAGUUUCGACUCGGAUGAUCUCAAUCCUUCCAGGAGCGCGAGUCAGGUGGGAAGGGCCGAUACUGUCAUUGAUGGCGAUGGCGACGAAGCGGAGCAGGAGCGAGAGAAGGCCAAUGGGGACGUCAAGUCUAGAGCUGCGAUGUGGGAGUCUCAGACGACAGAGAAAGACUCGUCUUACAUCAGCAGAGUCGCCUUUCCCAAACCCAACUUCGACUCACCGUCCUCCAAGGCUAAAGUGUACACAGUGGGUUUGGUCGAACACGAUAUGCCGACGCCGCUGUUCUUUGGAAAAGGGGGCGAGAAUGAUAUGGCGGGUGCUGGAGCAUCUCCCUCGAGGACGAUGCAGCUCGCCCUUCAGGAUCUACCUCCCGCUCGACCCAUCUCGGAAUUUAUGACGAAGCCUCUUAAUAUCCACAAGGAGGGCCCCGCAGACUCGAGUACAGAUACACUGGUCAACACACCCGGCAGUCCUCGAACGAUCGUUUUGGGCAACCUGCCUCCUCCAGCAGACGUGUCCAGAGUAAACACCCCUUCCUCUCGCGGGUCCAGUAUGGACAGUCCUAUUACCAUCGUUCCUUUGGAGAAGAACAUUGUGCAUCAGACGAUGAAUGUCCCCCGCCGAGGACCUAGACCUAUAUCGACAAGUACCUUUGGUCGGCGUGUAUCUUCUGGCGGCAAACCGUCUCCCCACUCUGCAGAUCAACAAACGACCCCGCCAGCAAGAGUCGUCACCCCAGCCAUGGUCGCCCAACCAUCGACGUCCCGAGAUCUUGCGAUGGGGGCCGUCUCUAGUCCUAGCCCAGCGUCUGCUUCUGAUAGUCUCCCCAGCAGGGGAAAGAGCAGGAGAUCACUACUCAAUCUCCCUGUACCGAGUCUACGCUCAAGCAGCCCGAGCUCGCUGGCUUCCGAAGACAGUGUCGUCGCACCAAAAUCUGUCAGAUCAGAGCUUUUCGGUGCAAGUGUGGCUGACCUCAUCAGGAGAGGGGAUACACCGUCCACUCCCUCUCCGUUGUCGAGGCCGUCAUCCGCCAGACCGGCUAGUGCGAUCAGUCGACCGAGCAGUACAUUGGCGAGGCAGGGGAGUGGGAUAAAGGGUCAAGCGGGGCCUGUAAAGGUUUUGACAGCGCUCUUCGAGCCAGCGACUUCUUCAGACGCGCCGGUGGUCAACAGCAGGCCUUCAAGUCGAUCCAGUGGAUAUGUCAAGAAAGACAUGGCUACCACGGAGACAGAAGCUCCCAAAGUCGUACCUACGGCUGAAGAUCAGUAUACCGCCAGAAAUGAAAGAUGGGAGGAGCCGAUCGGUUCAAUCUCACUGCCAGGGAGGGUUCCUCGUGGUAUACAUCGGCCUGCCACGACUGUUCCAGCCUUGCUCGGAGCAGACCCAGGCAAGGGUGCCUUUGUCGCGGCCGACCUUGACCAAGUGCCUCCUCUCCCCACUAAAGACGGCUCAUCACCUACUUCUGAGCUGGUACUUGCCCAGAUGCAGGUGCUCACAGACCGCACACGGGAGAUGUCUGAUCCGGCGACCGCUCCAUACCCCACAGCGUUGCGAGAGAAGCUUGGCGCUCUGCAUCAAGAUCUAGACUUGGUCAAAGGCUUGGUCACGCCUGCCCCCAUUACGGAGACCACGGUGGUGGAAGCCGUACAUCUGCAGGAUAAGGACGUAGAGCCCAAUGCGAGUGCUAUGGAUCUCAGCCGAGUGUACACACACCUGGAGAAUCUGGAAGGGCGUACUUCAACGCUGGUUGAUUCCGAGACUGCCCCUUAUCCCCGGGCGUUGGAGGCGAGGCUCAACGGCUUAUACGAAGAGUUGGCGGCUGUCAGAAGGUUGAUCGAAGAAGAGAGGUUACAACAGCCCCAGGCAGUGUACAUGGCAGAUGUGCCCCUUCGGUCCCGUCACAUGCCGGGCGGGAACCUUCCUUAUGCCGGAGCCGCGUUCAGCGCUCAACCCCAGCGAGGGUAUGACGAAGGUACGGCCACUGUGGCCAAACACGACGUCCCAGUCACCAGCCAGCUAGAGAACGACGUACCGGGCGAGGGAGAAGCUGCGAAGUUCUACAAGAGCCUUCCCGAACCACCGAUGGAAGAACACAGUUCUAAAGCUAUCAACAAUACUCCAACCCGUUAUUCACAUGCUUCUGGAGCGUUCAACAUCCCGCGACGUGCUGUGCCUUCCUCAGCGCCUACACCCAAAGCUGCCACGCAGGCCCAGAACAUCCCCAACACACCAGCGGCUGUAGCUCCUGCAAGUCCUGCAGCCUCUGCCCAUGAUGCGACAGGGCUUCUUCCCGCUGCCAAGGUGACGGAGCCAGCAGAGGUCAAGAAUAUGACUGUUUCCACCGGCGGUGACCUUCAAGCGGAGGACUCGGAUGCCAUCAUGGCCGGCGACGUCCCUGCCCCACCUCAUCGUAUCCUGAACGUGACGGAUCGUCCUCGCCAGAGAGGACCUUCUCCUGACUCUCGUCCUCGUCCUGCCACCCUCAAUAUGCCCGCUCCCCUGGCUCGUCAACUUACAGUCAGAGAACCGUCUGUGGAUGGGCAGCACCCAGAGCCUGAUGUCACUGCCCGCUCAGUCACGACGGGGGACAUUCUUACACCAACUGCCUCGCAUCCGCCUACUAUCGCAGAGCAGAAUGACAAAGUCAACGGGCGCCCAGGGAGUGCAGCUACCAUUGCGAUGCCUGUACCUUAUUCCCCCAGGCCAGUCGCUCAGCCAGAUAUGUCAGAGAUCCACAAGAAACUUGACGCUCUCACAGCUCUAUACACCCAGUUCGUUGGUACUCAGAAGGGCGCUCCCGUCCCGGAUACUGCUGCUCCUAGCGACGAGACGCGAAAGGUCGAGACAAAUCCAGUCGACCAGGGUGUGACGGGCGCGAUAGACAACGACAGAAACCCCGGCCUUGAAGCGGGCGACGUACACGACAAACCGUCUCUUCCAAGACUAUUGACAGUGAUGCGAAGAGCUGUCGAGACACCCGUUGCCGACAAGCCAAAGGAAAACUCUUCCAAGAAAGACAAGCCAGACGCAAAAGCUGUUGAAAGUGAAACCCCGAAGGCGGAGCCUUCGACCAAAGAGCUUGGUGACGCCAAAACGUCUGGUGACAAGGCCGCCCCGACAACAACGGCGGGUGAAGCCAACGUCCGAGAAUCAGAGCCCAAGGCUGUUGAGCACGACGAGGCCGCUGCUGCUGAGGAAGUAGCCAAGAUCAUGGGUAAUGAGGAUGGUGAGAACAAGAUUCUCAAGCAACAAGAUGUUCAUAUCAUCAGUACAACACCCCCUGCCAAAGACUCUGCAGCAGACCCUCCAACUUCGAUUGCCCCGGCUAUUCCUGAGGAGACUUUGAAGCAGAUGGACGAGGCCAUGGAGAUGUUGAAGGGCUUGAACGAAGCGAAGGAUAGUCAGAAGAUUCAGGCUGCCGAUAUGGGCAAAUACUUGGGCGAGCUCAACGCAUGGCUCGAGAAGUUUGUCACGGGUUCUUCUGGCCAUCUGCAGCAGAUGUCUGGUCGACUUGAUACUUUGUUCGGUCCCGAACCUGAUCAGGCUGGAGACGCUCCAACUGGUUUACCAGCGCUCAUCGCAGAUAUGCACAAGAUGCUGGUGGACCAGCAGGGACGUAACGAGGCGGAGGGGUUUAUGGGGCAGAGGCUGGACUCUCUGGUCUCCAUGAUGGGACAUGAUCAAAAGAGACAGGCGGUUCAAGAGGCCGCAACGGGUCAAAUUCUGCAUGUGUUGGAAAAGCAGAGACAAGAUCAUGAGAUACUUUUGAGAGCCAUUGCUACCGAUUUGACGGAAGAGAUCAGAGGCGAGAAGAUGAAGUUCCUCGAGUCGAUGCAAAAGGCCACUACAGUCAACGUCAUGAUGCACAUUGAAGAAUUCAAGAGACUCUUGAACGUCGAAGUCAACAAGUCUAUGGGCGAGCUCGGGAAAGUGAGGGAAGAGAAGCGUGCUCUAGAGCAACAGAUUGCCGACUUGUUUGCGCUCAAGGCAAAGCACGGUUUCGAGCCGAGAGGUUUACCCGCUACCCCUGCGGCCAAAUCUGACAAGGCGGCUGCCAAGCCCCCGCCCCCGCCUCCGAAUCACCCGUGA